AUGGCACCUCGAAGCUGUGCGUUAUGUCACAAAGCGAAAGCAAUGGUCAAAAGGCCUAAGACUGGCCAGCAAAUCUGCCGGGAUUGCUUCUUCUAUGUGUUUGAAACCGAGGUUCAUAAUACGAUUACCGAGUCUAAGCUUUUCAAUCCUGGGGAUAGGGUUGCGAUAGGUGCAUCCGGAGGCAAAGAUUCCACCGUUUUGGCGUAUGUUAUGAAGACGCUUAAUGAGCGUUAUCAGUAUGGAUUAGAGCUCUUCUUGUUGUCUAUUGAUGAAGGUAUUACCGGGUAUCGAGAUGAUUCUCUCGAGACUGUUAAACGGAAUCAGCAGCAAUAUGACAUGCCGCUCAAGAUUUUAUCCUACGACGAGCUGUACGGCUGGACGAUGGAUGCGAUCGUAUCGCAGGUCGGGAGGAAGAACAACUGCACGUUCUGCGGUGUCUUUCGCCGACAGGCUCUCGAUCGCGGCGCGGCGAUGUUGAAUGUGGAUCAUAUCGUUACCGGCCAUAACGCAGAUGAUAUUGCGGAGACUGUGCUUAUGAACAUUAUGCGCGGUGAUAUCGCGAGGCUCGGACGGUGCACUUCGAUUUGCACGCAGGGGGAAGAUACUAUCCGCCGAUCCAAGCCUUUUAAAUACGCAUAUGAAAAGGAAAUCGUGAUGUAUGCAUACUUUAAAAAGCUAGAUUACUUCUCGACAGAGUGUAUCUAUUCGCCGGAUGCAUAUCGUGGGCAUGCACGCGUGUUUCUGAAGGACUUGGAGGCCGCACGGCCGAGUGCUAUCAUCGAUAUCAUUCAUUCGGGAGAGGCUUUUGAAAUAAAGGAGGAGAUCAAGGCUACGCAGAAAUUGCAGCAAACGUGCAAGCGGUGUGGGUACAUGUCGAGCAAUGAAUUGUGUAAAGCUUGUACCCUCCUCGAAGGCCUCGAACGAGGAAUGGCAAAUUCCGGCAUUACAGAUCGAGGGCGCAAGAAGAUGGAAUCGGAAGGGCCUGCCCCAGACAAUUUGCGGACUAUCCCGUUUUUCAAGAUGAACGCGAACGCGAACGCUGGCAAUGCGGAUGCAGCGGCUGUUGAUAUCACCGUUGAAAACGCCUUCGUAGGCUAG
Messenger RNA from Psilocybe cubensis, 1098 nucleotides. RefSeq lists its product as uncharacterized. The transcript is spliced from 7 exons. The coding region runs from base 1 to 1098 and encodes 365 amino acids. Gene Ontology annotation, cellular component: mitochondrion; cytosolic tRNA wobble base thiouridylase complex. The record is from RefSeq and is a predicted model, not a curated record. Gene Ontology annotation, biological process: tRNA wobble position uridine thiolation. Gene Ontology annotation, molecular function: tRNA binding. Lineage: Eukaryota; Fungi; Basidiomycota; Agaricomycetes; Agaricales; Agrocybaceae.